Molecule: messenger RNA, 2785 nt
Organism: Xyrauchen texanus (razorback sucker)
Lineage: Eukaryota; Metazoa; Chordata; Actinopteri; Cypriniformes; Catostomidae
Exons: 2
Coding region: 387-1289 (300 amino acids)
Source: RefSeq, a predicted model, not a curated record
GAUGACAGAUGAGUGUGUUACUAUGGAUGCAGCGGAGUGAACUGAAAACCAAAGUGAAGCGUUUCAAGUUUUCAUUGGCUCGCAAUCAAUCUCAGCGAGAUCUGUGUCAGCAUGCUCUCAGCCCUGGCUGAGGCACGCAAAGCUGGGACACCAACAAAUCCUCCUUAAAUAUCCCCUCCUCUCGCGUGGCCCUCUGCAGCUGCCGCGGGAGGAGAGGGGAUCGCUUUCGGGUGUAUAUGGAAAACAGCGUUCCCAUCUGACAGAGGGAUAUAUCACUCACAAGGUGGAAACAUUUGCAGAACGGCGUCUUGAAAAAGACUUCACUAAGCAAAUGGGUCAUUCUACAGAAACGUCCACUUUUGAUUGACAGAGAUGUUAUUUUGCUAAUGGAGGAUUCAGCUCUGGCCAACUAUAUUCCCUCAUAUGGAGAUAGACUUGCUCUUUUCAAUUUUUGCCGCAACCAAAACCCUGCUUCCAAAAGGAAGUUGGGUCUGUUUGAAAGACUGAGAGAAAAGAUGAAACUGAGAAAGCAAUCUACAACUGAACCCCUGUCUGAAGAGACACCUGAGACUUCUAAACCCAAAUCCAGAGCCAAAGCAUGUAAGCGACAGAUUGAAAUUGGCUGGAUUCAUACAGAAAACAAAGAAACAAAACAGGUCAGAACAAAACAAGGAGGAGGUACUAGAAAGGUUGCAAUGGACAUUAAUGCAGGAUACAAUGAGAUCCUUAAAGAAGGUAAAGAACUUUUCUUCCCAGAUGGAAAUUCUUGUAAGGGUGAUGAAUGUGACUUCACAUUUGAAGUUUGGGACUUCAGACAAAACGUUCUUCCCAGUGAUGUCUCCAUUGGCACAAUACAUGAGGCAGUGAAACUGCCAAAUUUGCGCUUCUACAUAGCUACUAGCCCAAACGAGUCAGCUGACAGUACUUCAAAUAUUGAGUCUGAAAGUGAAAAUAAUGAUGAGACCAGCAUCAUCUCACUACAAAGUGAUUAUAGUGAAGAUUUAACAGACUCUUCUACAAUGCCCACUAACAACACAGAUUAUUCAGUUGUUACACAUUUUCCAGUGGUACCUGGCCUGAAAAUUACAUUAGCUGAGGAAGUUUUCAUCAUGGCAGAUGAUGUAGUGAAUGACCCACUUAAUAUUUCUGACCCUGAAAUCACAUUUGGCCCUUACUCAGGAGAUGAAUCUGACCUGGAGAACACAUUUGUUUAUCUGCCUCCAGAAACCACUGAAACUGGCAUUCAAACAAAACAAAUAAUUAUACGUCAUGGAAACUGCCUCGGAUGACAUGAUCAAUGAAUGUUCUGACCCCGAGACUUUGACCAGCCAACUGGGAUUUAGACGCUUAUUGCCAGACAAUUCAGAGGAAGCUGGCUGUGGGUCAGGGGUUCUCCGAGAUGUAUAUAGUACCUUCUGGCAAGAAUUCUAUGAUCGUUGUACACUUGGAACUACAAUGAAAGUUCCUUUUAUUAGACAUGAUUUCCAAGCUGACUCUUGGAAAGCUGUUGGCAGAAUUUUCCUGAAAGGUUACAAAGACUGCCAGUACAUUCCAAUAAAGCUGGCCCCCCCUUUUAUGGAGGAGAUGCUUUUUGGUGCAGUAUACAGUGACCUGAUAGAGUGCUUCCUUCAGUUUGUAAGCACCCACGAACGGGAAAUUCUUCAACGUGCAUUACAGGAUUUCUCUUCUGUUGAACUUGAUGAACUGUUGGAAGUUCUUGACAGCUAUGAAUGCCGCAGAAAAAUCUCUGCAGAAAACUUCUCAGAAAUUCUGAAGGAGAUUUCCCACAAAGAGCUUGUCCAAAAGCCAAUGUUUGUGUUAGACUGUUGGAAGGACAUCACACAAUCACAAAUCUCCCUUACUUUUGAUGAGCUAAAAGAGAUGUAUGCUAAACUCUUACCAACAACUAAAAAGGUCUUAGGACUUUUGCAGUUCCCUGCUGAUAUGACAGCAAAGCAAAGAGAAGUAGCACAUCAUCUGAAAAGGUACCUCAGAGAAAUAGAUGAUGAGAAACUAGGAAAGUUUCUGAGGUUCUGCACAGGAUGUCACUUGAUUGUGUCAGACCACAUCUCUGUUGAGUUUGCAGUGAUGUCAGAUUUCACAAGGCGCCCUAUUGGGCGUACAUGUGGGAUGUUCCUUCAGCUGUGUGAGAACUAUGAGAAUUUUCCAGACUUCCGUGCUGAAUUUAAUGCUGUUUUGGAGAGCAACAUUUGGGUAAUGGACAUUGUUUAACAUGUAGUUGUCCACCUCAUUCAGAAUAUCUGAAAAAUCUUUUUGAUUUGUUUGAUUUGGAUUUGAUUUACAGAAAUCAAAAUUUUAGCAUAAGUUAAAGAUGAAUUAACACAUGCCCCCUUGCUUGUUUGGUUUUAGCAAUGUUGCCUUGGAAAUCUUAGCUUGAUGAUUGCAAUUAUACAAGCAAAUGCUUGAAAAAUAAAAUAAAAUGUCAUUUAAAUCCCAGUUUUAAUUAUGCUGUAAAUUGUUAAGAAUGUAACUGCUUGAUCACAUUUUAGAUACAGAUACAGAUAAAAAGACACUAUUGUCUGUCACACACUGAUACUUGUAAUUGUAUGCUCAAAUGUUUUAUUGUCAAUUUUCAGUGCAGACUCAAAGUUCCUUUAGAAAAUGUUUCUGUUAAAAUCCAAGGAGUUUUGUGCCAAUUUAACAGAUUUUGAAAUUUCAAAAUGUUUUCAUGUUUCAAUAAGCAGUGCUGUUCAUUGUUCACAUUUUGUACUAAAUAAACAAUUUUCUUAAAGAUGAAAUGUACAUAUACAAAAACAUGUGCAUA